Messenger RNA from Lolium rigidum, 1394 nucleotides. RefSeq names its product dnaJ protein ERDJ3B. Gene Ontology annotation, biological process: protein folding. The record is from RefSeq and is a predicted model, not a curated record. The transcript has 10 exons. Lineage: Eukaryota; Viridiplantae; Streptophyta; Magnoliopsida; Poales; Poaceae. Bases 16 to 1071 code for a protein of 351 amino acids.
CACGCCGAGGGGGGCAUGGCGGCGCCGCGGAGGAGAGGGGCGCGGCUCGCGGCCGUCCUCGCGCUGCUGCUGCAUCUCGCCGCCGUGAUCCACGGGAAGAGCUACUACGACGUGCUGCAAGUGCCCAAGGGCGCGUCGGAGGACCAGAUCAAGAGGUCGUACCGCAAGCUCGCGCUCAAGUACCACCCCGACAAGAACCCCGGCAACGAGGAGGCCACCAAAAAGUUCGCCGAGAUCAGUAACGCAUACGAGGUCUUGAAUGAUCAGGAGAAGAAGAAGAUCUAUGACCGGUAUGGCGAGGAGGGGCUCAAGCAGUUCCAAGGUCAAGGCGGGAGAGGAGGCGGCGGCGGGAUGAACAUGCAAGACAUCUUCAGCAGUUUUUUCGGAGGUGGUGGUGGUGGUAUGGAAGAGGAGGAAGAACGAAUCAUUAAAGGUGAUGAUGUGAUUGUCGAACUGGAUGCUUCACUUGAGGACCUGUACAUGGGUGGUUCAUUGAAGAUUUGGAGAGAGAAAAACAUCAUAAAACCAGCACCAGGAAAGAGACAAUGCAACUGCAGGAAUGAAGUUUACCACCGCCAGAUUGGUCCUGGAAUGUAUCAACAAAUGACCGAGCAGGUCUGCGACCAGUGUGCAAAUGUGAAGUAUGUACGAGAUGGUGACUUUUUGACUGUUGAUAUUGAGAAGGGUAUGCAAGAUGGGCAGGAGGUUUCAUUCUUUGAGGAAGGAGAGCCUAAGAUUGAUGGUGAACCUGGAGAUUUGAAGUUUCGGAUUCGGACAGCACCACAUGACCGAUUCAGAAGAGAAGGCAACGACCUGCAUGCAACAGUUACAAUCCCCCUGCUGCAAGCUCUGGUUGGUUUUGAGAAGACCAUCAAGCAUCUCGACGACCAUCUGGUCCAAAUCGGCUCCAAGGGUGUCACUAAACCCAAGGAAGUAAGGAAGUUCAAAGGAGAGGGCAUGCCAUUGUUCCAAAGCAACAAGAAAGGCGAUCUGUAUGUGACGUUCGAGGUGUUGUUCCCGAAAACCCUGACAGACGACCAGAAGGCCAAGCUGAAGGAUGUUCUUGCGUAAGAACUGGUGGUUUUCCACUUGUGCUGCAGCUAGUUGCUUGAGGUUGUUCCUCAAGGAAAUUUUGGAAACAAUGGUGUUGCCUUUCUGGUGGGUGUAUGUGAUUUAUCAUUGGUGACAUUAGCAGCUUUUUCUUAGAUCAUUUUUCUGUUUCAAUGCUCUUAACAGCUCUGUAGUAUUAGAAAGUAUAAAAAUGAACUGUACCUGAAUAUUUGUACUGCUGGAAUACAAGGGCCAUAGAAUUGUAGAUUACGCUCCCCUAAUUAUUUACUGAUUAUAUAACGGCAGAUCAGUUGGCGGCUUGUUUCUCAUGCCUUGUUUGCUUA